Coccinella septempunctata (seven-spotted ladybird) is the source of this 3654-nucleotide messenger RNA. RefSeq lists its product as uncharacterized. NCBI's taxonomy places the organism in Eukaryota, Metazoa, Arthropoda, Insecta, Coleoptera, Coccinellidae. The transcript has 3 exons. The coding region runs from base 1 to 3654 and encodes 1217 amino acids. Gene Ontology annotation, molecular function: zinc ion binding; aspartic-type endopeptidase activity; nucleic acid binding. The record is from RefSeq and is a predicted model, not a curated record. Gene Ontology annotation, biological process: proteolysis; DNA integration.
AUGGGAAAAUGGUUACGUUCUUUGGAAUUAUAUCUAGCUUCGGAGGAUAUAACAAAUAUUGUUAAGAAAAGGAACAAACUUCUACAUCUUGGAGGAUCGCAGCUUCAAGAAGUAGCAUAUAAUCUUCCAGGAGCAUUAGAAAUCUUCGAUAAAGACAUAAAUAACGACGUUUUCAAAACCCUUGUUGAAAAACUGACCGAUUAUUUUUCACCAAAACAGAACUCAACUUUCGAACGGCACAUAUUCAGAAACAUCAAACCUGAACAAAAUGAAAACUUUAGUAAAUUUGUUCUUAAAAUCAGGAACCAAGCGAGCAAGUGUUCAUUUGGAAAUUCGGCACAAGAAUCGAAUGAAAUAAAUAUUAAAGACAAGAUAAUUGAUAGUUGGGCACCUAUAGAUUUGAAGAAGAAACUGCUGGAAAAAGAAAGAUCACUAGAUGAAGUACUCAACCUAUGCCAAAUUCACGAACAAAUUGGUAGUCAGUCUAAAGCUAUGGAUUUAGCUGACACGGGACCUAGUACAUCAUUCGGUGUCAACAAAAUUGAACCCUUCAACAACGACCGUGGUACUCACUGUACAAGAUGUGGAAAACGCAACCAUUCUGUACCUUCAAAAGAAUGCCCUGCUAAAAAUUCCAAAUGUAAUAAAUGCGGGUUUGUAGGCCACUAUGCAUUUCUAUGCAGAACCGACCUACAAAGGAAACGGUUUUCUUCUAACAGAAAUUCUUCACAUGAACCUCAAAACAAACGGAGGAGGGCAAGUUCUAGGGUUAACCGUAUAGAGGAAGAAGAAACAGAAAUGGAAGGGACAGUUGGCAUUAGAAAUUUCCAAUGCUUCAAGGUGUCAGGUAUAUGUCCAGAAGACCAGAAUGAUGACCUUAUAGAAUGCAACAUAGGAGGUGUACCUAUCACCGUAUUGAUAGAUUCAGGCUCGAAAGUGAAUAUAAUAAAUGGUGGUGACUGGGAAUCGUUAAAGAAAAUGGAAGCUGUAACAUGGGACAUCAACCCUCAAUCCCAACAUUCCCUCAGAGGAUACGCAGCGGGAGAACCUCUGGACGUCAGUCACACGUUCGAAACAACAGUGAGUUUACAGGGUAAGCACGAAAUAAUUACAAACUUUUAUGUUGUAGAACAGGGAGACAUCUCGAUUCUAGGUAAAGAUGUCGCAAAACGAUUAGGUAUCCUGAAAUUAGGCUUGAACAUUAACCACAUCGAGGAAAUAAAAUCGUUCCCUAAGAUUAAAAAUAUCAAAGUCAAAUUGACAAUCAAUUCUCAAAUCAAACCUGUUAAACAACCAGUCAGAAGAGUCCCAAUUACUUUAGAGGCUAAAGUAGAGAGAAAACUAAAAGAAGCACUUUUGUCUGAUAUCAUAGAGAAAGUUACUGAACCAAGUGCAUGGAUCUCACCCAUAGUAGUGGUUUUGAAACCCAACGAUGACAUCCGCAUUUGUGUGGAUAUGCGCCGUGCCAAUGAAGCAAUUCUGAGGGAGAAUUACCCAAUUCCAACUUUCGACUCUUUCAUGACUAAACUCCGGGGAGCAAAGUUUUUCUCUCGACUUGAUUUAGCCAAUGCAUACCACCAACUUGAACUUGAUGAGGAAAGCCGCCCUAUUACUACUUUCAUUACCCACAAAGAAAAAGAACAUGAUUACUGCCUGAAUAACGUACUAGAGGUAUUCAAGGUAAACAAUGUUCUCCUAAACGAAGAGAAAUGUAUAAAAAAGGUCAAAGAGCUUUAUUUUCUCGGCCACAAGCUCUCCGACAAAGGAAUCGAAGCAGACCAUGCGAAAAUAAAAACAAUAUUGCAGUUCCGACCACCGACUACAAAAGAAGAAACAAGAAGCUUUCUUGGACUCGUCACCUAUCUAGGGAAGUUCAUACCAGAUCUGGGAACCACAACGGAACCACUCCGGAGGCUGAUUAGAGAAAACCAGAAGUUUGAAUGGUGUCAAGUCCAGCAAGAAAGUUUUAACAAACUAAAAAAAUCGCUGGCGACUCUACCGAUAUUAUCAUACUUUGAUCCUCAGCUGAGAACCCGUCUAGUAGCAGAUGCUAGCCCUGUGGCACUGGGAGCUGUACUUUUACAGUUUAAUGAACAAAGAACACCACAAGUUAUAUCGUUCGCUAGUAAAAGUCUUUCGGCUACAGAAAAACGCUAUUCGCAAACGGAAAAAGAAAGCUUAGCUCUCGUCUGGGCCGUGGAGCGUUUCCAUUAUUAUCUAGCGGGUUUGGAAUUUGAAUUAGUUACGGACCACAAGCCUUUAGAGGCAAUUUUCAAACCAUCAUCGAAGCCACCAGCUCGAAUCGAAAGAUGGGUUCUCAGGCUACAGGCUUACAAAUUCAGAGUUAUCUACCAAUCGGGGAAACUAAAUAUAGCCGAUUCAUUAUCAAGAUUAUGCCAACUCGAUGAAGAGCCAUCGUUCGACAAGGAAAACGAAUAUCACGUCCGUGCCCUGCUUGAAAUUGACUCACCAGCAGCUAUGAAUAUUAGCAAAAUUAUAACCGAGGUAUUACAAUUAGCCCACGAGGGGCAUCCGGGAGAGACGGUGAUGAAAAGGAGACUGAGAGCUAAGGUUUGGUGGCCAUUUAUGGACAGAGAAGUCGAGAAAUUUGUAAAAAAUUGUAGAGGCUGCUUAUUAGUUACAAUUCCGGAUAAACCACCACCGAUGAAAAGGCAUAAAUUCCCGGAAGGGCCGUGGCAAUGUGUAGCAAUAGAUCUUAUGGGACCCUUGCCAAAUCAAGAUCAACUCUUGGUCAUAAUAGACUACUAUUCAAGGUACCAAGAAAUAAAAUUUCUCAGAACGACUACCUCCGCUGUCAUUAUAAAUCACUUGUCAGAGAUAUUUUGUCGCCUAGGAAUACCAAGAUCUAUUAGAGCGGACAACGGGCCCCAAUUUGCCAGUCAAGAGUUCAAGAAUUAUUGUUCACACAAUAAUAUUGAAUUGAUCCACACACCACCAUAUUGGCCUCAAGCAAACGGCGAGGUAGAAAACAUGAAUAGGGCUAUAUUAAAGAGAUUACAAAUAGCUCAGGCAAAUAAACAAAAUUUUAAAACGGAACUUCAAAAAUUUACAAUGAUGUAUAAUGUAACGCCACAUGGAACCACCGGUAAAUCACCAUCAGAACUGAUGUUCAACAGAACCAUUCGUGACAAAAUCCCAUCUAUGGCAGAUCUAGUUGUUGAGCCGGUAGACGAAGAAGCGCGCGAUAAUGACAUGGUGAAUAAACAAAAAGGAAAGGAAAUGGAAGAUUCAUCAAGACGAGCAAAAAUAAUCGAAAUAAAACAAGGUGACAAAGUGUUAGCGAAGAAUAUGAUAAUUCCCAACAAACUGAUACCGAGAUUCAAUAACGAAGAGUUCACUGUAGUGGAAAGAAAGGGAAAUGAAGUAACCCUUUCAAGUGAAGAUGGCCAGAUAGUAAAAAGACACGUUAGCCACUUGAAGAAACUGCCCGAACCAAUACAGGGGUGCGAUGAAACUGAUAUUUCCAGAAACAAACCAGAUCUUAGGUCAGAAUCGCCAAAUCCCAUUACACAUCCCUUAUCUCCGAAGCUUAUCAACGAAAGUGAACCAGAGAAGGAAAUAUCUAAAGUAUCAGGAAAGCUGCCGUUACUGAAGUUGAAAAAAAUGGAGGGAAUGUGGCACUGUACAAGCUGA